Sesamum indicum (sesame) is the source of this 755-nucleotide messenger RNA. RefSeq lists its product as uncharacterized. The record is from RefSeq and is a predicted model, not a curated record. Lineage: Eukaryota; Viridiplantae; Streptophyta; Magnoliopsida; Lamiales; Pedaliaceae.
ACAACAUUUCCAUCACAACCAAAAAUCUCCGACACCCCUCCCCCACCCCAAAAACGAAGACAAGAAAGAAAAGAAACCCGACGUUAAAAGAAAUAAUGGGUUCUUCAAUGAAAUUAUCAUUGAUCCUUUUCUUUACUUGCUCUCUCUUUGUUCAAAACACACUAGCAAACGUGAUUUGUGAGAAUUUGCCCACAAAUAUGUGUUCUUUUGCCAUUGCAUCAUCGGGAAAGAGGUGUGUGUUGGAGAACCACAAAAGUCCACAAGGUAAAACAUGUAAGACAUCAGAAGUUGUGGUGGAGAAAUUAUCUGGAUACAUUGAGACAGAUCAGUGCGUGAAUGCAUGCGGUGUUUGCCGUGAAGCCGUUGGAAUAUCCUCCGAUGCCUUUCUCUCAUCAGAGUUCACUGCCCAUCUCUGUUCUCCUGCUUGCUUCCAUAACUGCCCUAACAUUGUCGACCUCUUUUUCAACCUUGCUGCCAGCGAAGGAGUAUCUUUGCCAACUCUUUGUAAGAAUCAAGAAGAGAAUCAUAGAGCCCUGUUGACAAUUUUGAGCCGUGGUGGUGUCACCCCUGGUCCGGUAGCUGCUCCUCUUGCUGCUCCUACAUCUUUAUAAUUUUUGUAAUAAAAGAUUAAAGAUUCAAUUGUAAGCUCAUCAUUCAUUAACUUUUAUGGCGAUAUUAGUCAUAAAUUUAUAGAAAAUUUAGUCGGAAUUUGAAUGAUGAAAUCAAGUUAAUUAUAUAGUGAGUGUAUUUUUUAA